Pleurotus ostreatus (oyster mushroom) is the source of this 1107-nucleotide messenger RNA. RefSeq lists its product as uncharacterized. Gene Ontology annotation, biological process: carbohydrate metabolic process. Lineage: Eukaryota; Fungi; Basidiomycota; Agaricomycetes; Agaricales; Pleurotaceae. The transcript is spliced from 6 exons. The coding region runs from base 1 to 1107 and encodes 368 amino acids. The record is from RefSeq and is a predicted model, not a curated record.
AUGUCCCCUCUAAAAGUCAACCAGAAAGCGUCGGUGAAGCUUACCAUCAAGCGGAUCAUUGAUUGCUUGGUAAAUAUAAAGGAUGAGACUGGUGAAUUCCUGAUGACGCUCCCUGAUGGCCGCGUGAUCGACACCAAAGGUUGGGAUGACUGGGAGUGGACACAUGGAAUCGGUCUAUACGGGCUAUUGAAAUACUUCGAAAUCGUCCAGGAUAAGGAAGAAUUGGAUAUCAUGUUGCGUUGGUUCAAGGAGCGAUUCGAGAUAGGCACGACAAAGAACGUGAACACCAUGUCGCCUCUGCUGACUGCGGCCUACUUGCACGAAGCCCAAUUGGCGGAUUACUAUGUCCAUCUAGAUAGCUGGGCCGAAUGGGUUAUGUAUGACAUGCCGCGGACAGAAGAAGACGGGCUUCAACAUAUUACGUACCUUGUGGACAACUUCCAGCAGUUGUGGGACGACACCCUCAUGAUGACUGUGCUCCCCCUCGCGAAGAUAGGGUUGGUUUUAAAGCGGCCUGAUUACGUCGAAGAAGCUAAGAGACAGUUCCUCCUGCAUAUAAAAUAUCUCCAAGAUCAACAAUCGGGGCUCUGGUUUCAUGGUUGGACCUUCAGCGGUCGACAUCAUUUCGGCAAGGCUAGAUGGGGAAGAGGUAACUGUUGGGCAACAAUUGCAAUCCCAGAGUUCAUCGAGCUGCUUCAAUUGCCGAAGACCGACGGCUUGAGGAUGUUCCUCGUAUCCUCCUUGACCGCGCAAAUCAAUGCCCUCGUUAAUUGCCAAGAUCAGAAUACAGGGUUAUGGCACACAAUUCUAGAUGACGACAGUUCUUACCUAGAGGCAUCGGCGACGGCGGGAUUUGCGUAUGGUAUAGCCAAGGCUAUAAGGCUCCGACUCAUACCGAAGGAGGAUCGAUAUGUGGCAACGGUCAAGAAGGCGAUGCAAGGAGUCUUGGAUAACGUAUCUGAGGAAGGCGAGCUGAAGCAGGUAUCUUUUGGAACGCCUGUGUUUGACGACAUCGAGAGCUACAAAAGAAUCAAAUUAACCAGCAUGCCAUACGGACAGAGUUUGGCGUUGAUAGCGCUGUCGGAACAUUUGAGAACAUUGAUGUAG